AUGGAUACCAAUAAGCUUCAGUCUCGCUUCUCUCUAGUCAGACAAUCCUUUCCGGCACCGGACCGUGAGGAUUCCGGCGCCGUCGACGUGCCAGAAUCGGUAGCGUUGAAUCCGACAGUUCGAUUGAUGUAUUUGGCGAACGAAGGUGACUUUGAAGCAAUCAACGAGCUUUUAGACGACGGCUAUGACGUCAAUUUCAGAGACAUUGACGGCCGCACCGCUUUCCAUAUUGCCGCAUGUCAAGGCCGAACCGAGGUCGUUCAGUUGUUGAUUCAAAGAGGUGCUGAAGUUGAUCCGCAAGAUCGUUGGUGCAGCACUCCUCUUGCUGAUGCGUUGUACUACAAAAAAUCAUGA
Messenger RNA from Lathyrus sativus (Indian pea), 354 nucleotides. Lineage: Eukaryota; Viridiplantae; Streptophyta; Magnoliopsida; Fabales; Fabaceae. The record is from the annotation of a GenBank genome assembly.